Molecule: messenger RNA, 2287 nt
Organism: Chanos chanos (milkfish)
Lineage: Eukaryota; Metazoa; Chordata; Actinopteri; Gonorynchiformes; Chanidae
Gene: emid1
Product: EMI domain containing 1
Exons: 16
Coding region: 414-1871 (485 amino acids)
Biological process (GO): extracellular matrix organization
Molecular function (GO): extracellular matrix structural constituent conferring tensile strength; protein binding
Source: RefSeq, a predicted model, not a curated record
GUCGGAAACGGAAAGAAAUAGGAGCGUCAAGAGGGACCUGUCAUUAACCGCGACAAUCGUUCUCUUUAAAACACAGCCGAGCAAACUUUCGGCAAGAAUCAGCUGAAGAAUUAUUCGCAGUUAUCAGAGAAGAACUGACCUUUCACAGACUCCUCAGAUAUUACUACGUCAAGACAGCUGUCAACAUUUUCAACCAGUUUUUCAAGCUUCAGCGGAAAAUUAGACAGCUAUUUAAUAAACAAAUGUUUAAGUUAAGGAUCGAUAUCUGAAUUAUUUUCUGGUGCGGUGGAUGUUUAUCCCCGAUGAAGUCAAAAAGUACUCUUUCAGUUUUUCAUUGCACGUAAACUGAAAAACAGACCAGUUUAUCCACUCUCAUCUCGAACCGGGGUAUUACCGCUUAAGAAGCUGCCGAAAUGGGAGCGUGUCACGGGGACGGUGUGUCCUCGGUUUGCGGAAAAAGUUUCCGAUGGACUGUGCUAUUGCUUUGCCUCACCUCUGGCACACAGGGGACGUGGGGAACGGGAGUUUUUAAAUACUCAACCGGGAUACAGCUCCACAAAGACACGGCAGGAUCCUCGCAAACCUCUCUUUAUCAGAAAAGGAACAUGUGUCCCCACACUGUAACUAAGACAGUGACAUGUCAGGUACAGAAUGGUACCACACUACAGCGUGUGUAUCAGACAUGCCGAUGGCCACAGGGCUGCACGGGAGGCAGCUAUCGGAUGGUGGUGCGUCCGGCCUACAAGGUGGUCUAUCGUACAGUGACAGCCCUGGAGUGGAAAUGCUGUCCAGGGUACACUGGUGCCCACUGCGAGGAAGGAGCAGCCAGCAGUCAGCCAGCCCAGGAGGCAGCGAGGAAGCAGACUUUUCUCCGUAAACCAGCAGUCCGCCCUUCAGAGCAACUCUCUAGUUGCCUGAACUGUAGUCGCAUCAGUGCUCUGAAUGACCGUCUGACCUCACUAGAAACAAAGGUCCAACUUCUCUCUGCUCCAGACUCCCUCCGGCAGCCCCACGUUCCAGAAUCUUCCCUCCUGAUGGGGGCACCGCCUGCUAAAGGAGCUCCUGGGGACCAGGGCCCAGCGGGUCCACAAGGUGAAAGAGGGAAAGAUGGUGCCCCAGGUAGAGAUGGAAGGCCAGGGUCUCGGGGGUUGCCAGGGCCAAGGGGAGAGGCAGGGGUCAGAGGUCCAUCUGGUACUCCAGGCUCAAGGGGGACACCUGGACCACCAGGACCAAGGGGACCACCAGGCCUGCCAGGAGACAGGGGUCUCCCUGGCCAACCAGGACCGCCCGGGCCCCCUGGACCUCCAGCCCCGGUACCUGAACCUGACGCUGGCCAGAGUAAAAACCUGCUCCUGUCCAACACCUUCCCUGACCCCCGAGUGACCCCUGUUAAGGGACCACAGGGCCCACCAGGACCCAGAGGUCCACCAGGACCACAGGGCCCAAUCGGACCAGCUGGACCUCCAGGACAGAGUGGAAAGCCAGGGACACCAGGUUUACCGGGCCCCGUGGGACCCAAGGGAGAGCGAGGGGAAAGAGGUCCGCUGGGUUAUCCAGGAGAGAGGGGCUUUAAAGGAGAGAUGGGCGCACCAGGACCUAAGGGCGAGCCCGGAGAGAAAGGUUUGCCGGACGUUAGUGUGCAGAUGUUAAAAGACCUGCAGGCUGACUUAGAGCUACUGGCCCGCAGGGUACAGCUGCUGGAGGCAAUCAUCUGGCCAGAACCUGAUCUAGGGUCAGGGGACGGUCUGUACGGCACGGUGACACCAGGGUUCUUUCGGGAAAAAAGAGCGGGUAUCCAGCCCUACAGGAGCCUUUCACCUCCGCUUCCGGCAGACACCAAGAAUCGGGGGAAAUUGUCCUCGACCCCCUGAGGGAUGAGAAGGUCGAUGUGACCUGCUCUCUGGAUUCCAGAUUGUCUUGGAACAGACAACACCCUUUGCAAGCCCCAACAUUACUCAUUCCGCUUGAUCUACUAUGUCUUUUUUUAGGCCAUACCAUUGCAUGAAGAUGGGGGGGGGACACCUCAGGGAAGACCAUCUGGUGCUGUAGAGAUUAACUAUCUCAAAUGGGAAAAAAAGUCUCAGUUAGCCCCCUCCUCCUCUGCAAGGUGUAUAAGCCCAGAGGUUCCUUACUCUCAUUCCCAGCACUGCUAUAGGACUUCUGUUGAAUUGAAAGAAAAUGACCUUGGGAAGAACUAUUAAACCAUAUAUAUAGACGAAUACAGCAAUACAGUUCAAUCACAAAAUGACAACCAUACUGAGAAAAUGAACAGUUACGGGGAAUUGUA